This is a messenger RNA of Trifolium pratense (red clover), 719 nucleotides long. Its product is annotated as protein RALF-like 33. Lineage: Eukaryota; Viridiplantae; Streptophyta; Magnoliopsida; Fabales; Fabaceae. The record is from RefSeq and is a predicted model, not a curated record. The coding region runs from base 208 to 582 and encodes 124 amino acids. The transcript has a single exon.
ACAACGUUAACAAGUGCUUAUUCAAAGAAUCACAAUGGCACAUACGUAAAUCAAGUGUCCUAUUUUUCAACAAUAAAGGCUUUUUAAAGUUUUUAAAGUUCACAACUGGCACAUUUAAUUUCAUAUUCAUACCAUACCAUAGCUUAUAAUAAUUUCAUUCAUUCAUUUCAUCUGAAAAACAUAAACUAAAACAAAUUUCAUUCAUCAAUGGCAAGUUCAUCUUCCUUAACCUUCAUCAUGAUCAUCAUCACCGCCACUACACUAUUGGCGAUGAGUUUCACUCCGACCGCAGUUGCUGGUGGGGACCACAAAUUUGAAAUGGGAUUGGGAUGGGCAUCCUUAACAAAGCCACUUUGUAAAGGCGGCUCAAUAGCCGAAUGUCUAGGAGAUGAGGAAUUUGAGCUUGAUUCUGAGAUCAAUCGGCGCAUUUUAGCUACCACUAAGUACAUCAGCUACGGUGCUAUGAAGAGGAACACAGUUCCAUGUUCUCGUCGUGGUGCUUCGUAUUACAAUUGUCGACCCGGUGCUCAGGCUAAUCCUUAUAGCCGUGGUUGCAGUGCAAUUACCAGGUGCAGGAGCUAAAUUAUUAUUAUUAUUUUUUUAAUAUUAAUGGUAAUUGAUUAUUGUUUAUGUUGAUCAAUGUUGAUGAUGAAUAUAGUGCUACUGUUAUUUGGAUUUGAACGUGUUUUGUAAAAUUAAAUCUCUCUUCUUUUUAUUUA